Messenger RNA from Neoarius graeffei (lesser salmon catfish), 3101 nucleotides. RefSeq names its product cyclin and CBS domain divalent metal cation transport mediator 2b (gene cnnm2b). Gene Ontology annotation, biological process: transport; magnesium ion homeostasis. Gene Ontology annotation, cellular component: plasma membrane. NCBI's taxonomy places the organism in Eukaryota, Metazoa, Chordata, Actinopteri, Siluriformes, Ariidae. The transcript has 8 exons. Gene Ontology annotation, molecular function: magnesium ion transmembrane transporter activity. The record is from RefSeq and is a predicted model, not a curated record. Bases 35 to 2491 code for a protein of 818 amino acids.
UUUAAAGCCAUUUUCAUUCAAGCGGUUUGUCAACAUGGCAGAGCCGUCGGUGGCUGCAAAAAUGGCGUCACUUGUCCCGGUCCGAGCCGCGACUCUGAUUCUUUUCACCGUGUGCUUAAUUGCGCCGACGCGCGCCCGAGAAGGCGCAGCAGAGGAGACGGUCAUCAUCGGUUUGCGCCUGGAGGACACAGAUGACAUUUCGUUCAUGGACCGGGGCUACCUCCGGGUGAGCGAGCGCUCCCGGGUCAAGUUGCGCGUGUAUGGGCACAACAUCAACAACGAGACCUGGUCCAAGAUCGCGUUCACAGAGCACGAGCGGAGCCGCGCGGUUGCCAACCUGGACAGCGACAACAAGAGCCACGAGGAGCCAUCGAACCUACACCCGUGCGGCAUCAGGACAUCAGAUAUCUUAAUCCUGCCCAACAUUGUGUUGAACCGCAAGACGUCCGGUGUAGUCGAGAUCGAGGUCAAGCCGUUAAGGAAGACCGAAAGGAGCAAAGCGUAUUACCUGUGCAUCGCGACCUCGACCCCUUCUGGUACGCACGACCCGUGGACAGAAAGCACGUGGAUGUACCAUGAAGGUGAUGACACCAAAGUGAUCGUGGUGGAGGAGAGAAAGUUCCUGCUGCCGUUUUGGCUCCAGGUGAUCUUUAUUUCCAUGUUGCUCUGCCUGUCCGGGAUGUUCAGUGGGUUGAAUCUCGGGCUCAUGGCGCUCGAUCCGAUGGAGCUCCAGAUUGUGCAGAACUGCGGCACUGAGCGCGAGAAGAACUACGCGCGCAGAAUCGAGCCUGUGCGCAGCCAGGGGAACUACCUGCUGUGCUCGCUGCUCUUAGGGAACGUUCUUGUGAACACCACGCUCACCAUCCUGCUGGAUGACAUUGCUGGGAACGGCCUGAUCGCUGUGGUCAUGUCGACCAUCGGGAUCGUGAUCUUCGGCGAGAUCGUGCCUCAAGCCAUAUGCUCGCGCCACGGACUGGCCGUCGGUGCGAACACCAUCUUCCUUACCAAGUUCUUCAUGCUGCUCACGUUUCCUGCCUCGUACCCGGUCAGCAAGCUCCUCGACUACCUGCUCGGACAGGAGAUCGGCACCGUGUACAACCGCGAGAAGCUGUUGGAGAUGCUGCGCGUCACCGAUCCCUACAACGACCUGGUCAAGGAGGAGCUCAACAUCAUCCAGGGCGCGCUCGAGCUGCGCACCAAGACCGUCGAGGACGUGAUGACGCCGCUGCGUGACUGCUUCAUGCUGGCGGCUGAUGCCACGCUGGACUUCGCCACGGUGAGUGAGAUCAUGGAGAGCGGCUACACGCGCAUCCCGGUCUUCGAGGAGGAGCGGUCCAACAUCAUUGACAUGCUCUUGGUCAAGGAUCUGGCUUUCGUGGACCCGGAUGACUGCACGCUGCUCAAGACCGUCACCAGGUUCUACAGCCACCCGCUGCACUUUGUCUUCAACGACACCAAGCUGGACGCCAUGCUGGAGGAGUUCAAAAAAGGGAAGUCGCACCUGGCGAUAGUUCAGAGGGUCAACAACGAAGGGGAAGGGGAUCCUUUUUAUGAGGUGCUUGGGAUCGUCACCCUGGAGGAUGUCAUCGAAGAAAUAAUCAAGUCUGAAAUCCUGGAUGAAACCGAUUUAUACACCGACAACAAAACAAAAAAGAAAAUCACCCAUCGGGAGAGGAAGCAGGAUUUCUCGGCCUUCAAGCCCAUGGACAAUGAAAUGAAGGUUAAAAUAUCACCUCAGCUUCUACUCGCUACUCUGCGUUUCCUAGCAACAGAGGUGGAAACUUUUGGCCUGAAUCAGAUGUCUGAGAAGAUUUUGCUGAGGUUGUUAAAGCACCCGAAUGUAAUCCAGGAACUUAAGUUCAAUGAGAAGAACAAGAAAGCUCCAGAACAUUACCUCUAUGUCCGCAACAGACCUGCGGACUACUUCAUCCUCAUCCUGCAGGGGAAAGUUGAAGUGGAGGCAGGGAAGGAUGGGAUGAAGUUUGAAGCUGGAGGGUUUUCAUCAUAUGGGAUGAUGGCACUCACUGCUUCUCCAGCUUCUCUUUCCUUUUCUCGCAACCGUGUGGUCAAGAGGUCAGAAUCAAUUGGAGUACCUCCAGAGAAUAAGUCUCCUCCUCGGCCAUAUGGACUGAACCACUCUGACUCACUGAACCGGAGUGACCGCAAUGAAGCUAUUAAUCCCCCGCUGGGCAGCAGCAACAACCAGCUCCACUCCUUUCUGCAGAUCUACAUCCCAGACUACACAGUUAGAGCCAUCACAGACCUUCUUUACGUCAAGGUCACCCGUCAGCAGUACCAGAAUGCCGUGAUGGCGUCACACAUGGAAAAGACACCACAGCCAUCAGACAGCGAGUACACCAAAAUCGAACUGACUCUUAGUGAGCUGCAUGACGGCGUGGCCGACGAAACGGACAUUCUGCUUAACCAGACGCAGAACUGUGUUGCCCACAAAAAGCCGAACCACAUGGUACACAACGAGGGUACCGUCUAGCCCCCAAUGGGGUGGUUAGGGGUUUACAAAAGGGUGAAAAAGGAAGCUGCUUACGUUUUUUUUUUCACCUUAUGAGUUAUCUCCGCCACCCCUGUAACAACUGGACACAAAGCCACAAUGGACUGGUAAAACAGCAUCUCGGUUUUUGGACCCAAUCAAUAACAGGGGUCAGUUCCACACACCCUACCGUGUGCCUGUCCACCAGACCAAAGAGUUUGGAGUUUGGACACCCUCCCCCAUCUGUCACAAGGCCCUGAACAUACUCCUCGACUGUCCCCUUAAAGGUGCCAGGAGGGAUUCUGGGAUAGAGGAGGACCACAGUUCAAAUAGACUACUUUCUACAACUUCAUCAGGCUGAUGUUGUAACACGGUGAGUCGAAGACUGUGCCAAAUACCAAUUUGAAGGAAACCAUGAACCGCUUACCAAUAACCUUUUCCUCCUGUAUUUAUUUAUUUUAUACAUGUCUACUGUAUAUACGUAUGUGUGCAUGUAACUACAGGCACAUGCCAAGAACACACCUUUGUAAAAUUCAUUGUAAUGUGUGUACUGUACAUGUUGUGCGUUUGUAAGUGUGAAUGCGAUGCCAUGCACAUGCUAUAGUAUAUACAU